Molecule: messenger RNA, 2322 nt
Organism: Lizanozyma spartinae
Lineage: Eukaryota; Fungi; Ascomycota; Pichiomycetes; Serinales; Debaryomycetaceae
Gene: BUD7
Product: exomer complex subunit
Exons: 2
Coding region: 1-2322 (773 amino acids)
Biological process (GO): Golgi to plasma membrane transport
Cellular component (GO): exomer complex
Molecular function (GO): protein binding
Source: RefSeq, a predicted model, not a curated record
AUGCUUCAACCAUCAAUGGCUUCUAUCCCAGAAGCUCGUGAAGAGUACUUGGGCUCCUCAUUGAUAGAGCGUACAAGCAGAUUACAAUCUUUCAAUGAUUUAGGUGCAGCAGAUUUAUGUAAUAUUUAUAAGGAAUCAGUAACAUCGAAGAAGAAUGCAGAAAUUGGAACUUUUUUGUAUUUCACUGGUGUUGAUACUUCCAAUGCUGCAUCUAUUGCUGCUCAUUUACAGAGUUUGGCCACGUUGAUAACAGCAAAAGCUCAAUAUUGGUUUGGUGAAAAAAAACACUGGAAAGUUCCUCAGAUAAGCUAUUGCAGUUAUAAUGCGUUUUCCAAAGUUGAUAUGAGAGUCACGGUUCAUAUCCCUGGUAAAAUUGAAAGCUCAGUUGUAAGUGCUGAUGGGAAACUAGUCCUGGAUAAAUUGAGUAAAGAUGAAUUAGAAGCGUUCUGGCAAGAAACUUAUGUCAGUGGUUUGGUACGAAGUCUUUUGGAUACUGAAGAUGAUGACGUUUCUCGUUUAGGUGGUCUUGUGGAAGUAAGAAAAUUGAACCCUUUUUCCAUUAGUCCACAUACAGUUAUUGAUUCUUUUGUCACUGGUUUUGAAAAGUUAUUUUUUGAUGGCCCUAAACUUGGAUGUUGUGUUGAAAUUCCCCAACCCACAUACGUUAAUAACUACUUGGUUGAUGCGUUCUUGAAAUUGGUUAAAUUAGUUAAAAACUAUGAUGAAGCACUCGAAGUCCUUGAAAGAUUAAGAGAAAAGGAACCAACAGUGGUUUCAAUAAUGGCCAAAGUAUAUCUUAUGAAAGAUGAAGAAAUCAAGGCUAUUGACCUUGUAUACGAUGCAGUUCAAAAAGAUAAAAGAGACGCCAAUCUUUUAUUGAUACAAGCUCAAUUCUGUGUUGACAAGGGAAGAAAUGACUUGGCACUUGAAUUGGCCAAGCAAGCAGUGAAGUCCUCACCGUCAGAUUUUGUUUCGUGGGCCAUGCUCGUUAAAGUUUAUACUAAUCUUCGUGAUUACGAAAACGCGUUGCUUACAUUGAACUCAUGCCCUAUGAACUCUCAUAAGGAAAAUUUUGCACUUAAGAGGGUUGUUCCUUUGAGAGGAGGUGGAGAAGAUUUACAUUUGCCCUCUCCUAUUGAUGUGACGAUGGAAGAAGUUUCCAGUUUGCAGAAUGAUGAGCUAGCUUACGAACAACGUAACUUGGACCCUCAAUUGGCCAGUUUACCAGCAUCAAAUUUGAAGUCUACUUUUGCCAUGGCCUAUGAAUUAUUGACAGAUAUAGUCAACAAAACAGGUUGGGAAACAUUAUUAAAAUACAGAGCAAAAGUAUUUGUGAUGGAGGAAGAGUACAGAAAGGAUAAGAUCAACAAUAGCAAGCAAAAUCUUUCUAAGGCAAGAAAGGAUUCAAUAAACUCCGUACAAAAUGGAGGCGAAGAUAAUGCAUCCACUAUUGCAGUGAAAUCACCACUGAGAGACAAUCAAAACACUGAAAUAAAUGGAGAAGGUACCGAGAAUGGUGAAACUUCCAACAUGAAUCCUGGUGAAACUGUUCCCACUGAUGUUGCAAAUGAAUCUGAAACUGUAGAGGUAUUAUCUGAUGGAGAGACAGAAGUGAACCUCACCCAAGCCAAUGGUGAUUUUAAAGCGAAACGUUUAUGUGAAAGAUGGUUGGACAAUUUGUUUAUGUUAUUGUACGAAGAUUUGAGGGCUUAUACUGUUUGGCAAGCUGAGUAUGUUCAUUUCAAGGCACAGCAAAUGGAAUUUAAGAAGACUACUUUAGAAUGGGAAUUGUUGGGUCAACUUGCAUUUAGAUUGAAGCAUUUCAAGGAAGGUUCAGUGGCAUUUUCCAAUGCCUUGAAGGGAAGGUUUUCAGCCCGUUCCCAAAAGGAAAUGUUGACUUGCUAUAUUAAAGAGAGAUCACGUAUAUUGGCUCGUAACAGUACCAGCACAAAUAUUGUUGCUAACUACAACAAGGCUCUUAACCUGCUUAACGACAAAAUCCUAGAAUGUUGUGUUAAACUUCUUGUUUGGAAUCACCGUUGGUAUUGUGACUUUUCAUACAACUUACUUGAUACGUUAAGUGAUUUGGUAGAAAAAGAGGGAUUACUUCGGGUCAAGACUUCUGUUCAAGCUCAAUAUUCCGAUGCACCUUCCAAUCACAAUUCUUCUUCUUCAUCAUCAACUUCAAACUCAAGCAAUCAUGGUAUAAUCAACUUGAUGGAUCAAUUUUAUGAUUUCCUCGGAGAAAUCAAUGGUGAGAACAUUGAACAAUCAACCAUCAAUACGAGUAACCCUUCAUUGAAUGAUCAAAGAGCUCACUAG